CUCCCAGUGGAGCGGCUCGGGCUGCCGGGGAGGCCCUGGCUCCCUCGGGACGCCCGGCCAACGGCGGCGGCGGUGCUAGUCCGCGGCCCUGCCGGGAGGGAAAGCUACGCCGUGGUCUUCCCAGGCGACGCGGAGAGCAGUUCCAAAGAACUGCUGGUUUAUAUUUUAGCUCUUGCCAAGUUGUGAAAAUAGUGAAGGAUGAUUAUACUACUUAACAUUCAAAUUGCUCUCUGGUUAAUCAUCUUUAGAAGACUGGAUUUCUGGAUAUCUCCUUCACUCCAUGUCUAUUGACUUUUAAAACAUGAUAAUGCAAACCUGUAACACUGGCAGUCAUCCAUGAACCUUUAAAUUACACUGCUUAAUAGUGUUUGAAGCUUCCUCAGGGAAUAACAAUGACAUCAGCAGUGGUUGACAGUGGAGGUUCUGUUUUGGAGCUUUCCAGCAAUGGAGUAGAAAAUCAAGAGGAAAGUGAAAAGGUUUCUGAAUACCCAGCAGUGAUUGUGGAGCCAGUUCCAAGUGCCAGAUUAGAGCAGGGCUAUGCAGCCCAGGUUCUGGUCUAUGAUGAUGAGACUUACAUGAUGCAAGAUGUGGCAGAAGAACAAGAAGUUGAGACCGAGAAUGUGGAAACAGUGGAAGCGUCAGUUCAUAGCAGUAAUGCACACUGUACAGAUAAGACAAUUGAAGCUGCUGAAGCCCUGCUUCAUAUGGAAUCUCCUACCUGCUUAAGGGAUUCAAGAAGUCCUGUGGAAGUGUUUGUCCCUCCUUGUGUAUCAACUCCAGAAUUUAUCCAUGCUGCUAUGAGGCCAGAUGUCAUCACAGAAACUGUAGUGGAGGUGUCAACUGAAGAAUCGGAACCAAUGGAUACCUCUCCUAUUCCGACAUCACCAGAUAGCCAUGAACCAAUGAAAAAGAAAAAAGUUGGCCGUAAACCAAAGACCCAGCAAUCACCAAUUUCCAAUGGGUCUCCUGAGUUAGGUAUAAAGAAGAAACCCAGAGAAGGAAAAGGAAACACAACCUAUUUGUGGGAGUUUCUUUUAGAUCUACUUCAAGAUAAAAAUACUUGUCCUCGGUAUAUUAAAUGGACUCAGAGAGAAAAAGGCAUAUUCAAGCUUGUGGAUUCAAAGGCUGUCUCUAAACUUUGGGGAAAGCAUAAGAACAAGCCAGAUAUGAACUAUGAAACUAUGGGACGAGCUCUGAGAUACUAUUACCAAAGGGGUAUUCUUGCAAAGGUUGAAGGACAGAGGCUUGUGUAUCAGUUCAAGGAUAUGCCCAAAAACAUAGUGGUCAUAGAUGACGACAAAAGUGAAACUUGUAAUGAAGAUUUAGCAGCAGCUACUGACGAAAAAUCCUUAGAACGAGUGUCACUGUCUGCAGAGAGUCUCCUGAAAGCAGCAACCUCUGUUCGUGGUGGAAAAAACUCAUCUCUGAACUGCUCCAGGGCAGAGAAGGGUGUAGCUAGAGUUGUAAACAUCACUUCCCCUGGUCAUGAUCCUCCAUCCAGGUCUCCUACUACCACCGCGUCUGUGUCAGCAACAGCAGCUCCAAGGACAGUUCGUGUGGCAAUGCAAGUACCUGUUGUAAUGACAUCGUUGGGUCAGAAAAUCUCGACUGUGGCAGUUCAGUCAGUUAAUGCAGGUGCACCGUUAAUAACCAGCACUAGUCCAACAACAGCAACCUCUCCCAAGGUAGUUAUUCAGACGAUCCCUACUGUGAUGCCAGCCUCUUCUGAAAACGGAGACAAAAUCACCAUGCAGCCUGCCAAAAUUAUCACCAUCCCAGCUACACAACUUGCACAGUGUCAGCUGCAGACAAAGUCAAAUCUGACUGGGUCCGGAAGCAUUAACAUUGUUGGAACCCCGCUGGCUGUGAGAGCACUUACCCCCGUUUCAAUAGCCCACGGUACACCUGUAAUGAGACUAUCAGUGCCUACUCAGCAGGCAUCUGGCCAGACUCCUCCGCGAGUUAUCAGCGCGGUCAUAAAGGGGCCAGAGGUCAAAUCAGAAGCAGUGGCAAAAAAGCAGGAACAUGACGUGAAAACUUUGCAGCUGGUACAAGAAGAAAAACCAGCAGACGGAAGUAAGACAGUGACCCACGUAGUGGUUGUCAGUGCGCCUUCAGCUAUUGCCCUUCCUGUAGCUAUGAAAACGGAAGGACUAGUGACGUGUGAGAAAUAAAAUAGCAGCUCUACCGUGGACUUGAGACUGUUAGUGAUAGUACUAACAUAAAUAUUUGCAAGGGAGGUCAUCAAGCAAAGUCAAAAGAAGACUUUAAAACAUUUUUAAUGCAUCUAAGAAAACAAUCAGACUUACUGGAAAUAAAUUACCUAUCCCAUGUUUCAGUGGGAAAUGAACUACAUGCGGAGAUGCUGACAGAAAACUGCCUCUUACAGUAGGAAACAACUGAACCCGUCAAUAAGGAAAAUGGAUUGAAAGGGACCAAGCAACUCACUACAAUAUCCAGUUACACUAAGACUUGGAACACUAACACUCUGUAAGAGGUUAUAUAGUUUUCAGUGGGGAGGGGUUGGGAUGGGUGAUCUCAUUGUUACAUAGAGCAAUUUUUGAUGCAUUUUAUAUGCAUACCAGCAAUUAUUACUGUGUUCACACAGAACUCACUUAACUGGUGCUAUGUGAAGACUGCUAAUAUAGGUAUUUUAGAAUGUGAAUUGAAAAUGGAUCCAAAAGCUUUUCAGAAAGAGGAUAGCAAAAAAGACCUAGUGCGAUUUUUUUUUAAAUAUCAUAUAGCUUAAGCUGAUUUAAAACAAAGGCCUUAGACUAAUUUUCAGUUUUCUUUAUUGAAAUAAGCUAAUGGCUUGUUUGUGUAAAGCUUUUUUAUUAAAAGAAAAAUUUUAAAAAUCUUGUACCUAGCACAGUAUUGUUAUAGAAUUUACAUGUAACAUUUUAUAUGGUAGUUUAAGUCUGUCAGUUUCUUAAUUGUGGACAAAUUAACAGUUGGCUCUGGCCUUUUGCUGUAACCUGCCUGUGUCACUCACUUAGUCCUGGCAUCUGUGCAGACAUAGCAGUUUCAGUCCUACUGUCACUUGGAAGUUCAGGCUCAGCAUGAAUUUUUGUCAGGUAGCUCUAAUACCUGGUGUUUUUGUUCUUGUUUUUCCUUCCUUCCUUUUUUUUUUUUUUUUUUUAGUUGAAGUUUUAAGAGGGAAAGUACCAGUGUUCAGAUUUGAACUAUAAUAGUUUGUAUAUUCAACAUUUGAAGUAUAUUCUAUUUUGUUGUACUCUUGUUUCAAAGUGUAUUCAAGUAGGUUUUCUGAAAUAUAGAAAUGAAAUUUA
Molecule: messenger RNA, 3287 nt
Organism: Mirounga angustirostris (Northern elephant seal)
Lineage: Eukaryota; Metazoa; Chordata; Mammalia; Carnivora; Phocidae
Gene: ELF2
Product: E74 like ETS transcription factor 2
Exons: 10
Coding region: 393-2174 (593 amino acids)
Biological process (GO): cell differentiation; regulation of transcription by RNA polymerase II
Cellular component (GO): nucleus
Molecular function (GO): sequence-specific DNA binding; DNA-binding transcription factor activity, RNA polymerase II-specific
Source: RefSeq, a predicted model, not a curated record